AUGGCUGGUACAUCCUGGGAACUGAAAGGCAAAGCCAAACGGCAGUCAAUUCUAAAUGCCAUCCCGGAGAAAUGGCGAUUGAAAUCUGCUGUCCCUCCAGCUACAGAACUACGUGACGUCACAGGGGAUUAUAUCCGACAAUACCUCACCGAGCGUGAGAUUGAGAUCACAGAGACAGAUGCCGUAGACAUUGUGGACCAGACAUCUACAGGCCGCUGGUCAGCUGUGGAGGUGACAGAAGCCUUCUGUCACCGAGCCGCACUCGCUCACCAACUCGUCAGUUGUCUCCACGAAGUAUUCUUCGAAGCAGCAAUUGAAGAUGCUAAACUGCAAGACGAAUACUUCGCAAAGCACAAAACCCCAACAGGGCCCCUGCAUGGCCUACCUGUGAGUCUCAAAGACCAGUUUCAUGUGAAAGGCGUCGAAACCACCAUGGGCUACGUAGGCUGGAUAAACAGCUUCCAAGGCCAACAGAACGAUCCGCGUAGCGGCACAGAAGAAAGCGAACUCGUCCGCGAACUUCGCAAUCUCGGCGCAGUCCUGUACUGCAAGACCAGCGUGCCAGCCACCCUAAUGGCAGGCGAAACCAUCAACCACAUCAUCGGCUACACCUGGAACCCCAAGAACCGCCUGCUGUCCUGCGGCGGUAGCUCUGGCGGUGAGGGCGCCCUCAUGGCGCUCCGCGGAUCGCCUUCUGGAUUUGGCACUGAUAUCGGCGGUAGUGUGCGCAUUCCUGCUGGGUUUAAUUUUCUCUAUGGGCUUCGUCCUUCGGCGGGUAGGACUCCUUACCAGGGUGCUGCUAACUCGAUGGAUGGCCAGGGCACUAUGUUGUCUGUUAUUGGUCCGAUUGCGCCAAGUGCAAGGUCUUUGACGCUAUUGUUUAAAGCAGUUCUUAGCCAGAAGCCUUGGCUAUAUGAUCCACUUACGUUGGAGCUGCCGUGGCGGGAUGAGGUUGUUCAAGAGACAAGGGCGUUGAUUGAGAAGGCUCGGGGCGGUGCGUCGACGCUUGCAUUCGGUAUUAUGAAAUAUGAUGGGGUGGCUCGUGUCCACCCGCCUAUUGCGCGGGGGCUCAGGAUUGUUGAGAAAACGCUACGGCGGUUGGGUCAUCGAGUUAUUGAGUGGAAGCCUCCUUCUCAUGCUGUUGCCGAUGCACUGGUUGGUAAAGUAUUCGACAUGGACGGCGGCGCGGACAUCAAGUAUCAUUUCGGUCUAUCUGGAGAACCUGCAGCUCCCCAAAUAUUUAGUACCAUCCUUGGUACUGAGAUGACAGCAUCUCAGAUUGCCGAGCUCAAUGUUAGAAAGCGUCUGUAUCAGAAACAGUACAUGGAUUACUGGAAUAGCACAGCCGAGGUGACAGGCACAGGGCGCCCUGUUGAUGGGAUCUUUUGUCCAUUGGCACCUCAUGCCGCUGUUAUUCCCAAUGAAUAUAAGUCUGGGGGAUAUACUGGAUUUGUGAGUUUGCUUGACUAUACUGGUCUUGCGAUUCCAGUCACGUUUGCGGAUAAGAAGGUCGAUGUGCGAUCGGCUGAUGGGUCUGUGAAUGAUUCUGAGGACAUUGAGUGGGAUUAUGAUGCCGAGACCUAUGAUGGGGCCCCAGUGGGGGUGCAAUUGGUAGGCAGGAGAUUGCAGGAAGAGAAGAUGUUGACUCUGGCUGAGUAUCUGGGCGAAGAGAUUGCUCAAGAUGUGAAGGAGAGGGUCUAA
Penicillium robsamsonii is the source of this 1701-nucleotide messenger RNA. RefSeq names its product putative general amidase GmdA (gene gmdA). The record is from RefSeq and is a predicted model, not a curated record. Lineage: Eukaryota; Fungi; Ascomycota; Eurotiomycetes; Eurotiales; Aspergillaceae. Bases 1 to 1701 code for a protein of 566 amino acids. The transcript has 4 exons.